Messenger RNA from Vanessa atalanta (red admiral), 983 nucleotides. RefSeq lists its product as uncharacterized. The record is from RefSeq and is a predicted model, not a curated record. NCBI's taxonomy places the organism in Eukaryota, Metazoa, Arthropoda, Insecta, Lepidoptera, Nymphalidae. The transcript has 6 exons. The coding region runs from base 66 to 842 and encodes 258 amino acids.
AUUAAAUUUAAUAUUUUAUUUUAUUAAACAAAAUUCUCCGUCUAUUUAAAUUCUAAAUAGUUAAAAUGGGUGACACAAAAAAACCCGAUAACCCUCAGGGUGACGAUAAAGACAAGAGAGUUAAAAUACAGGUAGAAGGAGAAUAUGAGGUCGGCGAGGGAGAAACUGGAAGAAAAAAAAUGAAAAGAUUUCAGUUACCUAAUUUACCAAGAUGGUGGCAGGCAAAAAUCAUACAAUAUGCUUUUACUCAUCCACAUGUCCGGGCCCGCCUCGAGAAGCAUAUGGGCUCGAAUCUCGUUCGGCUCACCGACAAAACCUACAUGACUGAGUUGGAAGAGAGAAUUCGAGCCGUUAACGAGGAAAACCUCAACAAGAGGAUCUCCUCCAGAGUCCUUGACGAAAUGGAAAGAUUGAAACGUCUAAUCCUCGUUGGUAAGACACCACUAAAAGAAUGUCCACCCGAGCUCUUCCAUCAUCCUGUGUUCGUAUUUUGGCGAAUGGUGAAUAAAGAAGUUGCAAGAGCCGCAAAGAAACGUGCUGAUGCUUACUAUAGAAAAUUAAAAGCAUCGCAAAAAAUUGAUCAGACGGUCGAUGAAGAAGCCGAAGCCGAAGUUGCAAGUGAAGAAAGUGAGCAGCUAACACCAGAACAAUUGCUUCGGAAGUGUGCUGAAGAGUUAGAUGAACUCAAACGAGCGGACAUUGAUAAGGGCGUUCGUUUCACAGACGAGCAAUUUGCUGUUCUCAAAUAUGAAACCAAUGAUGUCAAAACACUAAAAAGUCUUACGACAGUGGAGGAGCUAUACGCUUUAGCUGAUAAAAUAAUUGGAACAAAACGUCUAUAAAAUGGUAUAUUUUAAGUGAAAAGUUAUUACGUAAUGUUAUUAAUUUACGUGUUUUUUGUUGAAUUCGCAUUGUUUUAAAAGUAUAUGUCAAUAUUUUUAAGUAGAAAGUCAUUUUGAUAGUGCUGUUAAAACCAGUUUAUA